Daucus carota subsp. sativus is the source of this 1989-nucleotide messenger RNA. Its product is annotated as palmitoyl-acyl carrier protein thioesterase, chloroplastic. The record is from RefSeq and is a predicted model, not a curated record. Gene Ontology annotation, molecular function: fatty acyl-[ACP] hydrolase activity; acyl carrier activity. Bases 459 to 1718 code for a protein of 419 amino acids. NCBI's taxonomy places the organism in Eukaryota, Viridiplantae, Streptophyta, Magnoliopsida, Apiales, Apiaceae. Gene Ontology annotation, biological process: fatty acid biosynthetic process. The transcript has 7 exons.
AAACAGAAAAUGAAAGGCGGGAGUAAAGUAGUUAAAGCUUACUAUAAAUACUCUCCCCUCCAAAACUCGCUUCUCACAAACACAUAUACUACCCUCUCUCCUCAAAUCUCUCUCUCUCUCUCUCAAAAUCUCUCCUACAAAAAAAUAAAAUAAUUUAUUUAUCAGGAACCCUACGUAACUGGAAUCCACCGAGUUCGGGGUCUGCAGAUCGAAGCAUAUUAUUGCACUUUUUUUUAUCAUACACAACCAACGAGACUUCUAUAUAAUUCUAUCAUUUCUAUAUUUUAGACACAAUUUAUUUCUACGUGUGAAUCUUUUUCAUAUUCUUUUCGAGAAUCUACUGAGCUGCUGCUGAUCAAGAGGAGACAGUGAUGCAAUAAUUUGUGAUUUGUUUUGAAUUCGUUUGAUCGAGAUUUGGAUAUACCCUUCUUGUUUUUGGUGAGGCCAUAUCGAUUGCUAUGGCUGCUACUGCCAGUACAGCAUUCUUUUCCGUUUCUCCGGCAUCUGAUGCCUCUAGUGGCAAGCCUGGCGGAAACGUUGGAGGCCUUCCUGCAAGUGUUGAUGCACGGGGAAUCAGGUCGAAAUCGGUUUCUUCUAAGACUUUGCAGGUGAAGGCCAGUGCACAAGCUCCAACCAAGGUUAAUGGUUCCAGAGUUGGGGUGAUGGAAGGCCUUAAGAGCGAUGAUCAAAUAUCUUCUUCGCCGCCCCCAAGGACAUUUAUUAACCAGUUGCCUGAUUGGAGUAUGCUCCUUGCGGCUAUCACAACCAUUUUCUUGGCAGCUGAGAAGCAAUGGACGGUGGUUGAUUGGAAGCCAAAACGGCUUGAUAUGCUAGGUGACCCCUUUGGUUUGGGCCGGAUUGUUCAUGAUGGAUUAGCUUUCCGUCAAAAUUUUUCCAUUCGUUCGUAUGAAAUUGGGGCUGAUCGGACUGCAUCUGUGGAGACACUGAUGAAUCAUUUGCAGGAUACAGCUCUUAACCAUGUAAAGCAGGCGGGGCUACUGGGUGAUGGCUUUGGUUCUACUCCAGAGAUGUGUAAAAAGAACCUCAUAUGGGUGGUCACCAAAAUGCAGGUCAUGUUUGAUCGAUAUCCAACUUGGGGAGAUGUUGUUCAAGUAGAUACUUGGGUAGCUGCAGCGGGUAAGAAUGGAAUGCGUCGUGAUUGGGUUCUUCGAGACUACAAUACCGGGGAAAUAUUGACUAGAGCUUCUAGUUGUUGGGUGAUGAUGAACAAAGAGACAAGGAAGUUGUCCAAACUUCCAGAUGAAGUCCGAGCUGAAAUAGGAAGUUUUUUUGUUGAUGCGCCUCCUGUUGUAGAUGAAGAUAGUAGAAAAUUACCCAAACUUACUGAUAACAGUGCAGAUUAUAUCCAGACUGGACUAACGCCAAGAUGGGGCGAUUUGGAUGUCAACCAGCAUGUUAACAAUGUAAAAUAUGUCGACUGGAUACUUGAGAGUGCACCGCAGCCAAUUAUGGAGAGUCACGAGCUAGCUAGCAUGACUCUGGAGUACCGAAAGGAGUGUAACAGGGACAGUGUGCUCGACUCCCUUACUUCUAUUCUGAACAAAGGCCAGGGUGAUCUGGCAGACCACGGCCACGUUGAGUGUCAGCAUUCACUUCGACUCAAUGAUGGUGCUGAGAUCAUGAAGGGAAGAACCGAGUGGAGGCCUAAGCGUGGCCACGGAGUAAGCUUUGAUCAGUUUCCAUCAGAAAGCGCAUAGAUAACAUCUACAAUAACAUGGAUGUGUGUCACAAACUCACAAUGCAUUUGUAAAAAAUCUCACAUGUCUGAAAAUCCUACCUACUAUAUCUGGCUCUCUGUCUAUAAAUUAUUAUAUUCAUUUUAUUUUAUGGUUUAUCCUUAAUCAUGAGAGGAAUAGAGGAAAUGUAACCCCAUUGUAAGUAGCCAUGACUCUUGUUGUGUUGGUUUGCCUAUUAGGACAUUGCAGUGCUGGUUCAAUAUGUGUAAUGAAAUAUGGUUUGGUUAUUCUC